AUGCCCGAUCAUUCCACGGCAUAUAUUGGCACAGCUUUUGUGGCUGGUGUCUGCUUGGCUCUCACAUAUAAUGAAUUGUCCAGAUCAAAGCACGAUGAGAAUGAGACAGAGCAACCACGACCAAAUGACCUAGUGGCCCGACCUGGACCUCCGACUAUCGUCGAAGGCAUUGAAGGAUGUAUUGGAAACACCCCUCUUUUCCGUAUCAAGUCAUUAUCAGAUGAGACAGGAUGUGAAAUCUUGGGCAAGGCGGAGUUUUUGAACGGCGCCGGACAAAGCUCCAAAGACCGAGUUGCAUUAAGCAUGAUUGAAAUUGCCGAAGAACAAGGAAUCCUGACGCCCCAUGCAGGCGACACCAUCUACGAAGGAACAUCAGGAUCAACCGGAAUCUCACUAGCAACUCUAGCCCGUGCAAAAGGCUAUCUAGCACACAUCUGCAUGCCCUCGGACCAGGCAAUUGAAAAGUCAAACCUGCUCCUAAAACUAGGCGCAAUCGUCGACAGGGUCCCCCCAGCCCCGAUUGUCGAGAAAGACAACUUCGUCAAUCGCGCCCGAGCACUAGCAAAGACGCACACGGCGUCAUCUGGCCUCUCUUCAUCCCCAUCUCCAUGCACAACACCGGCAGCAGCAGCAGAGGAGAAAGCCUUACUCCUGGAACCAGACUCGAGUAUGAUGCGCGGACGAGGAUUUUUUGCCGACCAGUUCGAAAACGAAGCUAAUUGGCGUGCUCACUACGAAGGCACAGGACCAGAACUAUACGCUCAAUGCGGAGGCCGGAUUGACGCGUUCGUCGCCGGCGCCGGGACUGGCGGAACGAUUUCAGGCGUGGCGAGGUUCCUGAAGCCUCUCUUGCCUAAGCUUACUGUUGUGCUUGCUGAUCCGCAGGGAAGUGGGCUUUUUAAUCGGGUUGUUUAUGGUGUCAUGUUUGACCUGAAGGAGCGGGAGGGAACGAGGCGGAGACGGCAGGUUGAUACUAUUGUUGAGGGGAUUGGGAUUAAUCGUGUUACUGCGAACUUUGAGGCUGGGAAGGAGCUUGUUGAUGAUGCGGUUAGGGUUACUGAUGCGCAGGCGUUGGCUAUGGCGCGUUGGCUUGUUGAGAAGGAUGGCAUUUUCAUUGGGAGUAGUAGUGCGGUAAAUUGUAUUGCUGCUGUCAAGACUGCUAGGAAAUUGGGACCGGGCCAUAGGAUUGUUACGGUGCUUUCCGAUUCUGGCUCGCGGCAUUUGUCUCGGUUCUGGGCUAAGGCUGGUGAUGUUGGCGGGGCUGUUGAUACGAAGCUCGAGGACGUUAUGAAUGCAAGAGAUGAGGAUUUCGAAUAG
Penicillium nucicola is the source of this 1317-nucleotide messenger RNA. RefSeq names its product putative cysteine synthase. The record is from RefSeq and is a predicted model, not a curated record. Gene Ontology annotation, molecular function: cysteine synthase activity. The coding region runs from base 1 to 1317 and encodes 438 amino acids. Gene Ontology annotation, cellular component: cytoplasm. The transcript has 5 exons. NCBI's taxonomy places the organism in Eukaryota, Fungi, Ascomycota, Eurotiomycetes, Eurotiales, Aspergillaceae.